Messenger RNA from Vigna radiata var. radiata (mung bean), 1633 nucleotides. Its product is annotated as cytochrome P450 71D7-like. The record is from RefSeq and is a predicted model, not a curated record. Bases 107 to 1633 code for a protein of 508 amino acids. Gene Ontology annotation, molecular function: iron ion binding; monooxygenase activity; heme binding. NCBI's taxonomy places the organism in Eukaryota, Viridiplantae, Streptophyta, Magnoliopsida, Fabales, Fabaceae. The transcript is spliced from 2 exons.
CAAAAAAUUGUCAAAAAAAUGUUGUUAAAGAAACUUUUUCAUUUUAGUAUCUUAAACAACACCUAUAAACCUUUAACUCUUUGUUCACUUGCCAUAGAAAUUCAUAAUGGAUCAUAAUUUGAUCUCAUUCUUACCAAUUUUUCUAUAUUCAUUGAGUUUCAUACUUAUUGUUUCACAGUUUCUAAAAGUGAGAAACAGAUCCAAAAACUCAGUGAAAACAUUGAAGCUUCCCCCAGGGCCAUGGAAGCUACCUAUCAUUGGAAGCUUACAUCAUUUAGUUGGCUCUCAAUCUUAUCAUCGCUUCAGAGAACUAGCCCAAAAGCAUGGUCCUCUUAUGCACCUACAACUUGGUGAGGUAUCAACCGUUGUGGUUUCUUCUCCAGAACUGGCCAAAGAUGUCCUGAAAACCUAUGAUGCCAUAUUUGCACAAAGACCCCAUCAUAUUGGUGCAGAUAUCGUGUGUUACGGUUCCACUGACAUUGUCACCUCAAAUGGGGGGUACUGGAAGCAGCUAAGAAGAAUAUGCUCACAAGAGCUUCUAAGCAACACACGUGUGAGGUCAUUUCGAUCAAUAAGAGAAGAAGAAGUGUUGAAUUUAGUAAGAUAUAUUGAGACCAACACUGGUUCUUGUGUGAACCUCAGUGAGAAAGUCUCAUGCCUGACAAGUGCCGUCACUGCAAGGGCAGCUUUUGGUGAAAAAUGCAAGGAUCAAGAAGAGUUCAUUUCCCUUGUCAAGAAACUUGUGAAAAUUGCCGAAAGUUUAGUUAUUCUUCACUUGUUCCCUUCUCACAAAUGGCUUCAUGUCAUCGGUGGACAGAAACCUAAACUGGAAGAGUUGCAUAGAAAAUAUGACGAAAUAAUUGGAAACAUCAUUAGAGAGACCGAAAAAAAUAUUGGUGAUGUAGAGGGUAAUAGUCUCCUUUCUGUUCUUCUAAAUGUUAGAAAUCAAGGUUCCCUCGAAUAUCCUUUGACAAUCGACAACAUCAAGGCUGUAAUGUUGAACAUUUUUGGGGGUGGAACUGAUACAUCAACUGCAACUAUAGAAUGGGCAAUGUCAGAGAUGCUGAAAAAUCCAAAAGUAAUGGCCAAAGCUCAAGAAGAAGUUAGAGGAGUUUUUGGUAGCAAAGGAUACAGCAACGAAGAAUCACUUGAGGAACUAAAAUAUUUGAAAGCAGUGAUAAAAGAAACAAUGAGAUUGCACCCUCCUUUCCCUCUUCUUCAUCCAAGAGAAUGUAGAGAAACUUGUGAGGUAAAAGGUUAUAUGAUACCUGCUGGGACCCAAGUGAUGGUAAAUGCAUGGGCAAUUGGAAGAGACCCUGAUUAUUGGAAUGAUCCAGAAAAGUUUAAUCCUGAGAGAUUCAUUGAUAGUCCAAUUGAUUAUAAAGGUUCCCAUCAUGAAUUCAUUCCCUUUGGCGCUGGAAGGAGAAUAUGCCCUGGCAUUUCUUUUGGGGUAAUUACUAUUGAACUUUGUCUUGCACAAUUACUUUACUAUUUUAAUUGGAAACUUCCAAUUGGAGACAAAGAAAACCUGGAAAUGGCUGAAGCUUUGGGAGCCUUCUCGAGAAGGAAAACAGAUCUAGUCUUAGUUCCUGUUUCUCAUAAUCCUCCUCCUAUUUCAUCAAACCUAAAUUAA